Molecule: messenger RNA, 8525 nt
Organism: Chara braunii
Lineage: Eukaryota; Viridiplantae; Streptophyta; Charophyceae; Charales; Characeae
Source: the annotation of a GenBank genome assembly
GCAGGAAAUUGUACGCGGACCACGUGGCUGCGUGUGCAAGGGCCACAGGCCCUGUGGGAAGGUCUCGAGUGUGAGGUCAUGCUGCAGCCUUGCAGGGUGGGCUGGAUAUCAAUAGCGGUAUGAGCUGCUCUUAUGACCACUGUCUUACCGGCCUCUCAGAGGUGGAUGGGCGGUUUGAGCAAUUUUCAGCGACACUCUUCAGUCAUGAUGCUACAGAAAUGGAUCGAGAGAAGCAGACACAAGCUGUGAAUGAGAAGAUGAAUGCCUCCAUCUCCUCAUUCUUGUCCCUUCUUUCAGGCUACCUCUUGCUCACACCAGCACACCAGGCAUUGGAAUAUCUAAUCCGGCGCUACAAAAUUCAUGUCUACAAUGUGGACGCAGUGAUGGCAUGUGUGCUCCCAUAUCAUGAGACAAACCUCUUUGUCCGCAUCGUUCAGCUGUUGCAGAUUGAGCACACGAGGUGGGAGUUUUUGCAGGGUGUUCAGGAGAACGGAACCGCGUUGCCUAGGGAGGUCUUGGUUGCAAGAUGCACGAAAGAUAUGGCGGUUUUGGAUGCUAUUUGUGAAAUGGCGAAUGUUGCUUCAGCUGCCGGAGUUAAGAGCCACACUGUUGUGUCCUUUUCCACGGUGAUGGCUAUGGAGGUCCUUGGAGCUGUCAAUUCUGUGUCAGAGACACUGGUCAUGCGUAUACUUCCCUUCAUUCUAGAGGGAUUCAAGAACGAGUCUUCUGUCGAAAAACAGGCUGGAGCAUUGAUGGCAUCAGUGCAGCUGGCCAGUCGUGCAACACUGUCGGAGCCGCUGGCAACAUCACUCAUCAAGAACAUUUCGAAGAUGCCGCAGCUUGUUCAGGCAAAGAGUGCAGGGACAUUUACUCCACCUCUCCUAAGAGAGGCCCUCAUGGCCAUCAUCCAUAUCACGCAGACCCAGCCCAUGGGGAGCUUCCCUGGAAAAGUUAUGAAGGCGCUUCUCAAAAUCAGGGAGUUCUCUGCUGAGCUUGCAAGCUUAUCAGAGGUGUUCAAGGCCUCCAACUUUAUGACACAUCUGCUUCGUUUCCUUGUCAAGCAAAGUGCACAACAGAAAAAGUAUGAAGAUAAGCUGAUUGGGCUGAUCAAGGAAUUGCCAAUGGAAAGCCAAGUAGGGCUGUUGACGUCGGAGCUUGUAAAUCUCUGCUUGACGGAGCAGGGUGGUGAUGAGGAAGAUGAAGAUGCUGAAGAAAUGCCUGAUGCUGAUCUAUCGAUCAGCACUGAAAAGAAGGAAGGCAAAGCAAAAGCAAUGGUACGCAGAGUGCUUUCCCUGCUGGACAAGAGGUAUCCCCUUCAACUGGAUGAAGCAGUAAAUAAUUUCAUGAAGGGGAUUGAUGCAGGAAAGAAGGAUGCUGCAAACAGAUUGGAGGGGUCAGAUGCUGAUGAGGAGCCUGCUAACCGAUUGGAAGGGACCUUCAAGUUUUUCUCUGAGGUCUUGCAUGGAAGCCUGCAUGCCCCUCUUGUCGAGUCCAAUGCCAGCUUGUACCUCUCUGUCGACCAUCCACAGGCUCGUAUAAGGGAAAUGGCCAUCAAAAAGCUUGGGGAUGUCCUGGAUCAAACAGAGGAUCAUGAGGGAAAACAACAGCUGCAUGUGUUUCUUCGGGAUGCUCUGCUGCGAAGACUGUUUGAUGACAAUCCAAACGUGGUGAAAGCUGUGUUGUCGCUCCGGUGCAUAGUGGAGAUUGUACCUACCGCUCAAUUGUUAGAAGCUCUCACAAAGACAGUGGAUGCAGCAGAAUCAGCGCUGAGCACAGGUUUGGGAUUGGGAGAGAACCCUCGCGACGCGAUAUCGGUGAUCAAAGCAGUGUUGAAUUUCAUGGGAACUACCCUGUUGACAGAGAAUCCCAAGUUGACAGAGAAGGUGUCUAUGUAUCUCCUGGGGUUUUUCUUUCCACGAGAUGGGGAAAAGAGUUUGAGCAAGUUGGCAGUGGGGCUCGCUUCAGGUAUCCAGCAUCCACUGUUCUCAAAGUUACAUGACUUGGGCGCUUCUGAGUCUAAGGAGGCCAACCAAGAUGGGAAGAAGAAGAAAGACUCUGCAUGGAGGAGCAAGGUAAUUCAAGCAAUGGCCUCUGGCAUUAUGGCGAUGGGCUCAAAGAGUGCACGUGGAGAAGAUGAGCAAGACACUGUUGGCAUGAUUGGUGACUACAUGCGGAUUGUUUCAAGCGAGGAAAUCCAUGUCAACAGCAAGCUGACAAUUCUGCUAGGUGUACUGGAAGAACUUUUUGUCACCUUUACAAGCUCCUCCCUUCCUGUCGAGUGCUUCAUGCCACAUCUAAUGCUUCUGCUCUCACGGCUUCCAUGGAAUUCCAGUUCCAGCACUUCAGAUUUGGAGGACUCAGCAAUCGUAAAUCUGGACACGGAACUCCAUUUUCUUGCAGGGUUCUUUACAGCAGAGGGAAUGGCCGUUCCAGCAGUCGUACAAAUCCGAAGUCUUGACGUUCUGUCUUUCAGGCUGAAGAGCAGUGCUGAGAAGGUGUCGGGAUCGGUCAAUAGCGAUUUGGAGAGCUCUAGCAGAGAGCACAUGCAGGAGACACUCGCAUAUGUCUUUGUGGCAGUUGCAAGUCCUGUUAAGGGUGUUCGGCGAAGUGCAAUGAGGUGCUUCGAGAACUUGCAGGCUUUACAAGAAAAGCUUCCGAUGGCCUCCGAUGGAAACCGCGUGACUGGGGAGGAAGGUCCAAUACUUAUGAAACAGAAGGUUUUUGAACGGCUUCUGAAGGCGAUCCUUGAGUUUAAGGCGCAAUUCAUCGCAGAUCGAGCGUAUCUGGAAUUGUUUCUGCGGAUGGCACUGGGUUCUGGUGAUGGCAGCGUGCUUGCAGAGGGGGCGGAGGGGGGAGAAGGAGACGUGGCCGAAUGGGGAAAUCUUGACCGAAGGUUUUCAGGGAACUCGCGCAAGUCGAUCAUGACGUUUCUCCUCUCUCAUGCUCUGAAAAUGCAACCUCAUGCUCAGGUUGUUUUGUUUACAGCACUGAGGUUUGCAGGGCAUAGUUUGGAAAAGGCAACUGCUACAGAAGAGCUUCUCUGGCAUCUCCUUGAGAGGAGAAGGGUUCUUCAUCUGAAGAAGAAGCAAGCAAGCAGAGCGGAGGCUUUUUUCCCUGUAGAAGCGGAGUUAACUCCCUUAUCUGAGAUGGAGGUGCAGCUUCUGGAAUCUCUUAUUAAGCUGAGAGAUGCUGAUGUGGCCGCAGCUUUGACAACGAAUCCUCCAAGCACGUCAGGGUCACCAUCCUUGAGGACAAUCCUUCCAGCACUCGAGGUGGAGGGUGGGCAAGUCACAGACCCAGCGGUUACCAGACCAUGCCUUGCAGCGAUUGCUUGCAUCACCAGUGCCUUUUACGCAGGGCUCAGCUGUGAAGCGGAGGACGAGUUGUUCACGACCUUAGUGAACUUGAUUGGAAGUGACACAUCUGAGGAAAUGAAGUCGGCAGCACGGAGUGCUUUGUCCAGAGUCCAGGUUUCUUCUGUCACGGCUUUUCGGCUUCUAGAAAGCCUUACCUCUCAGAGGUUGGCCAAUUGCAUCCCGGACAAAUCGUUAAGGCAUUCGAUAACAACGGAAAUCGUAUCAGAGAAGAAGAAAAAGAAGCGGCUGAAAGCCGAAGUUGCUGAGAUUAUGGAAACAGAGAAGGUAGAGCCAAAAGCAUCUCCUGUAGGCACGGGAGGCCUACGCCUGGCUACAUCCUUGCUGGAGGUACUUCAGUGGAAGUCAGACAUUCGGAAAAGGGUACUCCUUGUUCGGCCUUUGUUUCGUCUGUUGCAAUUCAUCGUGGAGUGGAUGCAGACAGAGCUAAAAGCCAUCCAGGUAGACAGUUUGCGACAGGAUCCAGCAGCUACCAGUGGAGACGCCCAAAUCCAAUUGGCAAGGCUGUCAGCGGGAAUGAACUACCUUGCACAACUUGUGUCUAUGGUACUGGAAAGCAUUGCUAAGGAGCUUGUGAUGUCGAACGAGACAAAUGCAGCAGGCGCCAAGGCCGAUGCCAUUGACAUGAUAGAGGACGAGGACCCAGACCCUGUUGGAGCUUUCGAUGUGGACAUAAUUGUGCAAUGUGUGCGAACGGCCAUGGACUCCGGCACAAGGAACCACGCCUUGGCAUUGCUUGCCGCGGCCGCCAGGUUGCAGCCAGAUCAGGUUCUGAAGCAUGUGCUGUCCGUUUUCGCAUUUAUCGGGCACUCCAGUCUUACACAGGACGACAGCUAUUCCCACCGCAUGGUGCACCAAACACUUCUGGCAGUUGUACCAAGCUGGCUGGAACAUUCACAUGACAUCUCUACCCUCCUCAAGGUUUUUGUGGAGGCACUCCCAAGGGUCCCAGUUCACCGCCGUCUUCCUCUGGUUGUCAGUCUCCUGAGGGCUGUGAAUGAGGAGAAGGGCCUUCCUGUUAUGCUCCACCUACUGUUUGAUCUGUACUUGUCAGGGAAGGCGAAGACAGAGUCGCGACCUUCUGUGCUCGACGAGGACGAUGAUGUUGAGAAUGAGGAUGAAGUGAUGGUGGAAAGAGGAGAUGGCAGUGAGUGGGUGAUGGACUUUGCUGAUCUAUUGUGCAAGCAGGAGGGUCCAAGAUUGCGUCUUCAGGCUCUGGCAAAAUUACUACAUGAACAUGGAUUGAAGUCGGUGAUUGCAUCAAGCGAGAACAAGGGAAUGGUUGAGCGUAAAUUGGAUGCAGGUGAGAGGAAGGGUGGAGGAGAGGAGGAGGAGGAGGAGGAGGAGGAGGAGGAGGAGGAAGAGGAGGAGGAGAGGAAGAAUGUUGACUGGAGGAUGCAGGGGCUGAUGAUAGGUUUUGUUGCGGAGCAACUCCGAGCACGUGCCUUCUUGACAACAGGCGAAGUCGCAACAGCAGAGGAGUCACUUCUGCAGGAGUUCUUUGUCGAGAUCUUGGAGCAUGUGAUGGUAAUGGUGACAGCUGGCAGCAAGUACAGGGCCCGUGGGAGGAACAAUUCAGCAUAUCAUGAGGCUAUGGAUGGGCUUUACAAUUUGCUUAGCGUGCUCCAUGAAGUGAUGCCUAUUCAUGCUUAUAUCAAGGGCAUUACUUCUCUCAUUAAGCUUGAGAGCAGCAGUAUUCGACAAAAGGUGUUAUCCAUGUUUGCGCUAACUUUGAAGGAGCAAGAGAAGGAAUCUCAGUCAAGGCGGAGGCGAAGAAACCGGCUUGCACAAUCGGAACAGGAAAGAGAAGCCGAGGGGAAACUCUAUACUUCCUUGGCUGCUGACAUUGCUAAGCUUCUGCAUGGCCCGAAAGCAGAUUCGUCGGUGGCAACGAGACAGAGUGCAUUAGUGGCAAUUGAAGUCCUUGCGUGGCGGUUCGGCAAGCUCUCUCGGGAAGUUUUCGUGAAGUGCAUCCCAGCAAUUGUUGCAAAUCUUCAUCAUGAAGACAGGGUUGUGGUGAUUCAUGCAGUUGCAUGUCUGACAGCACUUAUUUCUGCUUGCGGACCGCAGGCUCUGCCUCAUCUGCCUCAUCUUGUCGGUGGGCUUUUCAAGGUUGGGAAGAGAGCGGCAAACACGAUCAACACACAAGCAGCAGCAAAGGAAGAAGAAGAAAACAAGAAGGUGACUGGUCAAGAAAAGGAGUGUGCUUCUAAGGUUGACCUAUUGCUGAACGUUGUUUCUGCUCUCGAGGGCAUUCUCCAUGCGAUGGCUGCAUACUUCAGCCCGUAUGUCUCUGAGCUCCUGGACCUGGUCCUCUUGCAGCCUGGUGUAACUGCGUGCAAGACAGGAGGAUUGGACUCAAAAGCAGAAGCAGUUCGUACACUGGCUGCGGAGAAAAUACCGCCUCGGCUCAUUCUGGACCCUCUGUGCAAUGCCUAUGAGAAAGCAACUGCUUCAGGGGAGAGGGCUGUUGGAGCGUUGUUCGAGAUGGUUCGAAUCGUAGCAAGCCAAUUUGACCGAGCCGCAGUGGCUGCAUACAAUGGAAAGCUGUUUGAUUUUUUUCUUCGCGCGUUUGACAUGCGCCGUAAGAGACCGCCUUCGUUCUCCGAUCCUUCUUUGUUCGAAGGUGUUGAACGGGCCAUGAUGUCUGCGUUUGCUUCCCUGGUGAUGAAGUUGAGUGAGAAUACAUUCAGACCUCUAUUUGUGAAGACACUUGAGUGGGCGCAGGCAGAGAUUAUUGAUGGUGUGAGCACUCCCCUUCAUGGUGACAUCAACCGAAACAUUGUCUUCUUUGGCCUUAUUAAUGAGCUUUCAGAACAACUAAGGUCUGUGUUCGUUCCAUACUUCAAGUAUGUACUGGAUGGAGUUGCUUCACAUUUGAUGGGUGGGAAGGCUGCGGAGGAAGGCGAGUCCGUCAAGCCGAAGAAGAAGAAAAGGAAGAACGAAGGCUCCGGCAUGCAAGUGGAGGAUUGGAAGCUGCGGUUCCUUGUUGUGACGGCAUUACACAAGUGCUUUCUCUACGACACAGUCAGCUUUAUGGACUCCACUAAGUUCCAGCCUCCACCAUCUGCGCUCACAGCGUCAGUGCGAGGGCAGGAGCCGGAAGGGCAGGCAGCAACAGAGGCAGAGGAAGAAAGGAGGGAUAUCCCCAGCGUGAACGAGAUGGACAAAGCGCUUGUGGAUUGCCUGACUCAAAUGGCAGUUACAGCGAAUAGCGACCUCCUGUGGAAACCCAUGAACUACGAGAUUCUAAGGUACACCCGAAGGGACAGUGUUCGUGCUCGGCUGUUGGCUAUCGCAAUAGUCACACAAAUGGUUGAUCGUUUGAAAGAGGAGUACCUCACCUUGCUUCCAGAAACUAUUCCAUUCUUGGCGGAGUUGCUGGAGGAUGGUGUCUUGGAAGUAGUGGCCAAGUGCCAGCAGCUUGUAAAGACGCUGGAGACACUAAGCGGCGAAAAACUGUCAGAGUACUUCUGAGGUGCAAGAUGAGCUGGAAGACGUUCUGGAGGACAGCAUGCUCUAGGAACGAAAGAAGGGUCUCGUUCCGAAGCUUCCUGGCCUGCCUCGGCGAUCUUGUGGACGUAUUCUUUGUUCUUACUAUCACGGGCACUACAAGGGCAGGCAAGUAGAAUGUUAUUGACGAGGUUGAGUGGGGGUGCCGAACCCUAUAUAUGACCCUGUCACGAAGAUCGUGCGAUCUCGCAGGCCUUUACUUUCCAGCGGUUCCGCCCAUUUCAUCUGAAGCGGUCCCGGAGUUGCUGCGGAGCGAACGGAGGUUUGAAAGCUACCUUAGGGUGCGCAGAAUGGGGUGAUGCCAUCCUUGACCCAGCGCGGGACUACGUGAAGAUUUGGUGAACCUAUUGCUACGUACGGUAAGCUGUGUUGACAUCAUCAGCAAGGUAGGUCUUUUGUGUUGACAUCAUCAGCAAGAUACAUCCGAUUGAACGGUGGCUGGCAUUCCAGCCAGAUUCAGCCAGCAAAGCUUCUGGUAUGAGUAUGCCCUCAGUCAAGGGCUCUUCCCGAAGUACUUGCCAGGAAUCACCGCCAGAUUCAUCCAGCAAGGUGUCUAAUGUGAGUAUCCGUUCAGUCAAGGGGACGUACUUGGCAGGAAUUUCCACCAAAUUCAUUUGAGGAGUUUUCCAAAUGUGAGUAUGCCUUCAGUCAAGGGCUCUUCCUGACGUACUUGCCUGGAAUUACUGCAAAAUUCAUUUGAGGAGUUCUAUGUAUGCCUUCGUUCUUGUAGAGGUGAAUCCGAUAUCAUCAGGAGGCUAACGCCGAGGCCGACUCAGGGCGAUAGCAUGUGAGAACAGAGCGGAUGCGCACUUGUUUGCUGUCCAAACCAGAGGUAUGUAUCGUAGAUAACCCCAAAAUAGGGAAUUUUUUUUUGUAUGUCGCAAAUACCAAAAGGGUAGCUUUUCUUUCCCUUUUCCCUCCCUUAUCUUUGAGCUUUCAUGUCUCCCCGAGCCCUACAGUAGUUCCCAGUUUCGAGUUUCGGCCCAAGUCUCAAGUUUUGACCCCCUAGAGAGAGAGAGAGAGAGCAAAAUCCGAUUUACAGUGCAAUUACAUUGUCCCUCAAGUCUUAUAUGUUUUUUGACGUCUAGGAAUGUAGUGGGAUCUGGUUUUGAAAAAUUUGGCGCAUUGUUUGAGAUUUGUUGUUGCCGUAGUGGCCAGGGCUACCAUCUUCCCUCGAACGGAACACACCUCCUCUAGAUUGCAGCGGACCGAGAGGAGGUGGGGGGGGGGGGGGGGGGGGGGAGGGUUAGUGUAUAUGCAUUCAUAAUUAGGGUGCUUUUUUUUUGGUGGUGGUGGGGGGGUGUUGUUCUUGCCGAGGUUGAAUUAACGGCAGAGAUUACAUCUGAGAAGCCAGUUAAGGGAGGGGUAGAGAAAUUGGUGGACGUUUGAGUCAUGUUAUUCUGCAUCAUUGGGAGAAGAGGUACUUUUUUCAGGAAUUUGCUGCUGCUGCUGCUGCUGCUGCUGCUGCCGCUGAAAACCAAAGGCUACGCAGGAUAGAGGGGAAUAAGAAGGUGGUCAGAAAUUUACUUAGUCAAAGGUUAGGAGAACUUAGGACCGAUAGAUACUGGUAGUUUAGCAUAGGUUGAAAACAGGAGCGAGCUUAUGAAACAACCUGUCUGUUCACUUUGCAUCUAGCGA